GUCGCGGAAAAAAAUAUUGUCUCUUUCUAUUGCAUGGCAUUCGUUUAUAGGUUUAACAAGGUUCCAACCUCAUUGAUAUUUCAUUUCAUGUGAUCUUUUGGUAGCGCUGAACUUACGAAAAUAUUUAAUUAUAUUUUUCGUUCAUUUUGUAAGAAACUUUGAGAGAAGCCGGACACAUCGAAUAUUUUAUAAUAAGAUGUCUACUGCUGGAAAAGUUAUUAAAUGUAAAGCAGCUGUAGCUUGGGAAGCUGGAAAGCCAUUAUCUAUUGAAGAAAUCGAAGUUGAUCCACCAAAAGCUGGAGAAGUACGGGUAAAAAUUCUUGCUACCGGUGUCUGUCACACAGAUGCAUAUACUUUGUCCGGAAAAGAUCCAGAAGGAGUCUUUCCAGUCAUUUUAGGUCAUGAAGGCGGUGGUGUAGUCGAAAGUGUUGGCGAGGGAGUGACGUCCGUGAAGCCCGGCGAUCAUGUGUUACCUCUGUACGUCCCGCAGUGCAAAACAUGCAAAUUCUGUCAAAACCCUAAAACCAACCUUUGUCAGAAAGUGAGAAUCACGCAGGGACAAGGUGUCAUGCCUGAUGGCACGAAGAGAUUCCGAUGCAAAGGUCAAGAGCUGUUCCACUUCAUGGGGUGCUCAACGUUCAGUGAAUAUACUGUAGUUCUAGAAAUUUCGUUGUGCAAGAUAGCUGACGCCGCGCCUCUUGAUAAGGUAUGUCUAUUAGGAUGUGGUGUGACAACCGGCUAUGGAGCCGCUCUCAAUACAGCAAAGGUGGAACCGGGUUCGAACUGCGCUAUAUUCGGUCUCGGAGCUGUCGGCCUGGCCGUAGCUCUCGGUUGUAAAGCAGCGGGGGCAAAUCGCAUCAUAGGAGUCGACAUUAACCCUGACAAAUAUGAGAUUGCCAAAAAGUUUGGCGUCAAUGAAUUCGUCAAUCCCAAGGACUACGACAAACCUAUCCAGCAGGUACUCGUUGACUUGACAGAUGGAGGGUUGGAGUAUACCUUUGAGUGCAUUGGUAAUGUUAAUACCAUGCGUGCUGCCCUGGAGGCAUGCCAUAAGGGUUGGGGUGAGUCUGUUAUCAUUGGUGUCGCUGCUGCCGGGGAAGAGAUCAGCACCCGUCCAUUCCAACUCGUCACCGGCCGAGUAUGGAGAGGAACAGCCUUCGGAGGCUACAAGAGCCGUGACAGUGUUCCUAAGUUGGUUGAUGACUACCUCAAUAAGAAACUUCCUUUGGAUGACUUCGUUACUCAUAAAGUACCUCUCAGUGAGAUUAACGAGGCCUUCCAUUUAAUGCACGUGGGGAAAUCCAUCCGUGCCGUUGUUGAGUUUUAAAAGAUACUAAUUAUUUAUAUGGGAAUAUGAUAUUAUAAUGUGAUUCUGUCUAAAUAUAUAACAAACAAUUGUUUUCUACUGCACACCACAUGGGCUGUUUCUCAGAAUAAAUACAUAUUAUUACAUACAA
Molecule: messenger RNA, 1457 nt
Organism: Danaus plexippus (monarch butterfly)
Lineage: Eukaryota; Metazoa; Arthropoda; Insecta; Lepidoptera; Nymphalidae
Gene: Fdh
Product: alcohol dehydrogenase class-3
Exons: 1
Coding region: 197-1327 (376 amino acids)
Biological process (GO): formaldehyde catabolic process
Cellular component (GO): cytosol
Molecular function (GO): zinc ion binding; S-(hydroxymethyl)glutathione dehydrogenase [NAD(P)+] activity
Source: RefSeq, a predicted model, not a curated record